AUUCACUGCCCAGACCUGACACUGCCUUUCCCCAUUGGGUCUUUGUGAGAGUCACAUGCUCUGGACUUCUUUAAAAAGACGCUUCUGAGGCCUGCACAUCACAUCAGAGCCUCCUGGGCCACAGCUGGAACUGAGUGGAGCUCGCUCUCAUCCAUUACUAUGAGCAACAAAUUUCUAGGCACCUGGAAGCUUGUCUCCAGUGAGCAUUUUGAUGAUUACAUGAAAGCUCUGGGUGUGGGGUUAGCCACCAGAAAACUGGGAAAUUUGGCCAAACCCAAUGUGAUCAUCAGCAAGAAAGGGGAUAUCAUGACUAUACGAACUGAGAGUGCCUUUAAAAAUACAGAGAUCUCCUUCAAGCUAGGCCAGGAAUUUGAAGAAACCACAGCUGACAACAGGAGAACCAAGAGUGUCAUAACCCUGGAGAGAGGCUCCUUGAACCAUGUGCAGAAAUGGGACGGCAAAGAGACAACCAUAAAGAGGAAGCUUGUGGAUGGGAAAAUGGUUGUGGAAUGUAAGAUAAAGGGCGUUGUCUGCACCAGAAUCUAUGAGAAAGUCUGAGUGAACUGCUUCCUCAUUGAAGUGAUAUUUGAUCCUUUAAUGUUGGGAGUCAUUGACAAGCCUUGACCAUAUUGCAGUUUGCUUAUUUGUUUUUGCUUUGUUUUAAAGUGUCAAAUAGGCAAAGGCCUAAACUGAGAAUUAACUCAUAGUUCAGUAUUAAUAAGCAUUUUCAAUUUGUAUGUAUGUCUUUACUAUAUCAAAGUAUAUAUAAUAGCCAAAGUUAAAUAAUUGAUGAUGUUAUUUAAUUAGCUACCAAGUUAUAACCUAUGGUGUCUACUUGAAAUAACAAAAAGGAAAUAGGCUAAUAAAAGGAAAUAAAAAUGUUGAUCAGUAUAACAAAUAGAAUCAGGGGCUACGAAAGUUCAGAGGGAGGAGGAUCAGAAAUGAAGCAACUGCUGUUUGACAUUGAGGAGUUCUGGUACAGAGCCCUCUUGGGAUGUUAAUAUUUCACAUGCAGCAACUGAGCUGGAGUCC
Ochotona princeps (American pika) is the source of this 1032-nucleotide messenger RNA. RefSeq names its product myelin P2 protein. Gene Ontology annotation, molecular function: fatty acid binding. The record is from RefSeq and is a predicted model, not a curated record. The coding region runs from base 160 to 558 and encodes 132 amino acids. NCBI's taxonomy places the organism in Eukaryota, Metazoa, Chordata, Mammalia, Lagomorpha, Ochotonidae. Gene Ontology annotation, biological process: fatty acid transport; membrane organization. Gene Ontology annotation, cellular component: nucleus; cytosol; myelin sheath. The transcript has 4 exons.